Messenger RNA from Musca vetustissima, 532 nucleotides. It is a transcript of the gene eIF1A, whose product is annotated as eukaryotic translation initiation factor 1A, X-chromosomal. Gene Ontology annotation, cellular component: cytoplasm. Lineage: Eukaryota; Metazoa; Arthropoda; Insecta; Diptera; Muscidae. The record is from RefSeq and is a predicted model, not a curated record. Bases 60 to 506 code for a protein of 148 amino acids. The transcript is spliced from 2 exons. Gene Ontology annotation, biological process: translational initiation. Gene Ontology annotation, molecular function: RNA binding; translation initiation factor activity.
UAAAAUUCUCCAUACAGAUUAAUUUGAAUACGAAUUAAGAACAGACAAACCGUUGCAAUAUGCCGAAAAACAAGGGUAAAGGUGGUAAAAAUCGUCGCCGUGGAAAGAACGAAAAUGAAUUCGAGAAACGUGAAUUGAUUUUCAAAGAAGACCAGCAGGAAUAUGCCCAAGUAACAAAAAUGUUGGGAAAUGGUCGUUUGGAGGCAAUGUGCUUUGAUGGUGUGAAACGUUUGUGUCACAUUCGGGGGAAACUCAGAAAGAAGGUCUGGAUCAACCAAGGCGAUAUCAUUCUUGUCGGUUUGCGUGACUAUCAAGACUCGAAGGCUGAUGUGAUUCUCAAAUACACCUCGGAUGAAGCUAGAAAUUUGAAAUCGUACGGUGAAUUCCCCGAAUCUGUGCGUAUCAACGACACAGUUACCUUUGUUGAGGACGGUUUCGAUGAGGAUAUUGAAUUUGGUGAUGAAAUCAGUUCAGAUGACGAUGCUGACUCUGUGGACAAUAUCUGAUUAACAGCUAAACCGAAGCGUGAGAA